UUAUAUGUUAUUAAUUUUCUUCCGAUACGUGUAACGCGUGUAAUAAUAUUAUAAUUUUUGUUAAAAUAGUGUGCAUUGAAUUAUAAUAUAUAUUAAAGUGUGAAUCAUGAACGCAAAUAUGAUUUAUCGAAUUGCCAUUUGGAUUUGCGUCAUCGCGAAUUUUGCAUCUGGAAAUGUACAGAGUAAAGUGCGAUGCUUCAAGGACAGGAUGGAGGUCGACGUAACGCGUAGCAGCCCACAGGCGACGAUUUACCUCGAGAAUCUGAAGAACUAUCCAGAUGAAGCUUGCAAACCGAAGUUGAGCGAUGGGGUUGCCACUUUCAAAUUAUCGCUCAUCCCCGAGGAAAUGUUACGCUGCGGUCUGACGAGGGUUUUAAAUAAAAUGACGGGGAAGAAGGUCUACUAUCACAGAAUAAUCGUGGAGGAACCAACCGAUUCGAGCAAGCACACGUUCACCGUUAAAUGCGGAAUCACCGAAGUGACAGUACCUCUUAAAUCGGUGAAAUCCGGCCUGAACUUGACGCCGAAUCGAACGAUUUUACACCGUAGAAGUUUACCCGACGAUUUCGAAGAGUCCGAGGUCAUCGGGACGAUCGAAGACGUCCUGGGAACGGCACCGACGCCAACUCUCAGCGUUGGUGUUCGUCAGGGCGGCAAUCUGGUUACCGGCGAACUUCACGUCAGUCCGGGAACUCCCUUGCAGAUGGAGAUCUAUCUGGACACGAUCUCUGCUCCGACAUACGGAAUUCUGACAACUUACAUGCAAGUAUCGGACAUGAGAACUCAGGAGGAAACCAUCAUCUUCAACGGGUGUUCGGUAGAUCCUUAUCUGUUCGAUAACUUCGACACUGUCGACGGUGACUUUUUGACGGCGAAAUUUCGAGCUUUCAAAUUUCCGGAAAGUACUUACGUGCAAUUUCGAGGGACGGUAAACGUUUGCGUUGACAAAUGCGAGGGGAUCGAAUGCAGCAACGGGCGGCUCGGAUAUGGCAGAAAACGGCGCUCGGUUUCGCCUCCUAACGGUGACAAGAAUAAUCUGUUCGAGGUGACGAUGUCGACGUUCAUAAAAGUCGACUUUGAAGAAGGCACUGAGGUUGAAAAAGCAUUGCUGGCGUUUGUUUUGAAAGGUAACAACGUUACUGCGUCCCAAGAAACGGCGGAACGGCCUGGAUCAGCGGAAUCGGCUGCAGCUGUACAUCCAAAAAACGAGAUUCGCGAACAGUAUGAAUACAAGGUUGUGGAAAUGGAGACUGCAGCGACGGUGAACGCCGCUUUUUCAAUUACUGCGUCGGGAUAUUUAAAAUCAGCUAGUAUUUUAUUCGUCUUAUUCUGUAUAUUAAUCUGAUCCAUUCGCGUGAGCUCUAUCAUAAACGAUAAAUAUAAGAGAAGAUCGUUGAAUCGAUAAAACGUUGCACGAGAGACGAAAGAAGAAGAAAAAU
Diprion similis is the source of this 1439-nucleotide messenger RNA. RefSeq lists its product as uncharacterized. The coding region runs from base 107 to 1345 and encodes 412 amino acids. NCBI's taxonomy places the organism in Eukaryota, Metazoa, Arthropoda, Insecta, Hymenoptera, Diprionidae. The record is from RefSeq and is a predicted model, not a curated record. The transcript has 8 exons.